AUGACAAUCAGUUUUAGAGUGAUAGCCAAGCUUGCUACGCCUAUCAUCGGCAACGUAAUUUGUUUAUCGCGAGCGCAAUUAAGUACAGUAAGAAUGACAUCGAAUCCGGAUUAUAAAGCUGCGACAUCCAUUCACGAAUUUACAGUCAAAAACAUUAAAGGUGAAGACGUGAAGCUGGAUGUCUACAAAGGCCAUGUUUGUAUCAUUGUGAAUGUUGCUUCUCAGUGCGGCCUUACUGCGAACAAUUACAAACAAUUGAAUGAGCUCUAUGAACAAUACGGAGAGAGCAAAGGUCUCCGCAUUCUGGCUUUCCCUUGUAAUCAGUUUGCUGGUCAAGAGCCUGGCAAUCCAGAAGAGAUAGUUUGCUUUGCCUCUGAGCGUAAAGUCAAAUUCGAUUUGUUUGAGAAAGUUGAUGUCAAUGGAGACAAUGCCAGUCCACUGUGGAAGUAUUUGAAGCAUAAGCAAGGAGGCACCCUUGGUAGCUUCAUCAAGUGGAACUUUACCAAGUUCAUCAUAAACAAGGAUGGAGUUCCAGUUGAACGCCACGGCCCCAAUACUGACCCGUUGGAUUUGGUCAAAUCACUUGAAAAAUAUUGGUGA
Messenger RNA from Bombyx mori (domestic silkworm), 600 nucleotides. It is a transcript of the gene Gtpx, whose product is annotated as glutathione peroxidase. NCBI's taxonomy places the organism in Eukaryota, Metazoa, Arthropoda, Insecta, Lepidoptera, Bombycidae. Gene Ontology annotation, biological process: response to oxidative stress. The transcript has 4 exons. The record is from RefSeq and is marked provisional. The coding region runs from base 1 to 600 and encodes 199 amino acids. Gene Ontology annotation, molecular function: glutathione peroxidase activity.